ACUGCGGUCAGGUGACAUGGUUCUCUGACCUGCGUUGCUUCAGGGCCGGUUCGCGCGGGCGGGGCCGCGCUGGCCUCUGCAGCUCGCCCUUGGCCCCUAAUUCCCCCUCGCCGGUCCCCCAACCUAGAGCGACAACGGUCUUGGCGCGUCUCCCGGUGUCGGACUCUUCCCUACCCGGGUCGUAUCUUAGGAAUGUCCUAAUCGUGCCGGUGGGGAGAACUGCGCCCGACGCCCGGGAUUCUGAUCCAAGAACUGGAAGUCGACUGCCUGGAUACUUUGCUCCUGGGUCCGCCCGCCUCCUGUCGCCGCCUCUUCAAUUCCCCAGGACUGGCAGUGGGCUCGCCCGAGGAAAGCUGACUGCCCAGGCCUGCUGCUGACCUCCGGCAGAGCUGAGCCACAAUGUCCCCGGAAUCUAAAAAGCUUUUCAACAUCAUUAUUUUAGGGAUUGCCUUUAUGUUUAUGUUCACCGCCUUUCAAACUUGUGGAAAUGUGGCGCAAACUGUCAUCAGGAGCUUAAAUAGCACCGAUUUCCACGGCAGUGGAUAUACCAGCAUGGCAAUUAUUUACGGCGUGUUCUCCGCUUCGAACCUGAUCACGCCCUCGGUGGUGGCCGUCGUAGGACCUCAGCUCUCCAUGUUCGCCAGUGGGUUAUUUUACAGCAUGUACAUUGCCGUUUUUAUCCAGCCUUUCACGUGGUCCUUCUACACAGCUUCGGUUUUCAUCGGAAUUGCGGCUGCGGUACUUUGGACGGCACAAGGAAACUGCCUGACCAUAAAUUCAGAUGAGCACACCAUUGGGAGAAACAGCGGGAUUUUCUGGGCACUCCUACAGUCUAGCUUGUUCUUUGGAAAUCUCUACAUAUAUUUUGCUUGGCAAGGGAAAACUCAAAUAUCAGAGAGUGACCGGAGAACAGUGUUUAUUGCCCUGACAGUGAUUAGCCUCGUGGGGACUGUUCUUUUCUUCCUCAUUCGGAAACCAGAUUCUGAAAACAUCCUGGGAGAGGAUGAAUCUGCCGAUGACCAGGACCUGGAAGUCAAUGAGUCUGCCCAGAACAAUAUGACAAAGGCAGCAGAUGCAUUUAUUUUUACAGAAAAGUCUCUUAAGUUAUGUGUUACCAAGGAGAUGCUCCUUCUUGGCAUUACAACUGCUUAUACAGGUCUGGAAUUGACUUUCUUUUCUGGUGUGUAUGGAACCUGUAUCGGUGCAGUAAAUAAAUUUGGAACAGAAGAGAAGAGCCUCAUUGGACUUUCCGGCAUUUUCAUCGGCAUUGGAGAAAUUUUAGGUGGGAGCCUCUUUGGCUUGCUGAGUAAGAACAACCGUUUCGGGAGAAACCCGGUUGUGCUGCUGGGCAUUCUGGUGCAUUUUGUAGCUUUUUAUUUGAUAUUUCUCAACAUGCCUGGGGACGCCCCCAUCGCCCCCCUCGAGGGGACGGACAGCCCUGCUUACAUCACAUCCAGCAAAGAAGUGGCCAUCUUCUGCAGUUUCCUGUUGGGUCUUGGAGACAGCUGCUUCAACACGCAGCUGCUCAGUAUUUUGGGUUUUCUCUACUCUGAAGACAGUGCCCCCGCCUUUGCCGUCUUUAAGUUCGUCCAGUCCAUUUGUGCAGCCGUGGCAUUUUUCUACAGUAACUACCUUCUCCUUCCCUGGCAACUCCUGAUCAUGGUGAUCUUCGGGUUUUGUGGAACUGUGUCCUUCUUCGCCGUGGAGUGGGAAGCUGCUGCCAUUGUCGCCCGGGGCUCCGACUACGGAAGUAUCUGACCCAGGGAGCCAGCGACAGGAGGGAGGCCGCGCCCCUGCAGACUGCAGGCCGCAGGACGGAGCGCGGGAGGGGCUGCCGCCUUUGGCUUUCACUAGGCAGUGGAGGGCGCUCGGUGUGGCAGAAUGGAAGUGGACGGCCCGGUCUGCCGGAGUUGGUGUUCGCGUUUACAGACGUUCACUCUUUAAAACCAGUGGGAUGAGGGGGGCUUGUUCUGUCGAUUAUAAUUGUUCAAAGGUGUUGUUUUUUCAUUCAUCUGCCCCAAGUUCCGUAUAAUCAUGUUAUCGAAUGUAAAUGUUUUCCUCCUCCUCCUGUCUCCUUGAAUGAUCUUGCCUUGAUUCAGAAUCCUCGGCCAUGUGUCAUGUAGAGACUCUCACUGGGUAUCAAGUUAUGUGCUUCUAUGUAAUGAUAGGGAACAUCUGCCACCCCACGUGUGUGUGUGUGUGUGUGUGUGUGUGUGUGUGUGUGUGUGUGUGUGGAUGCCUCUGAAAUAAACUGGAGACGCUGAAAUGGAAUCUUCUCUGUGAAAGGAUUUGCACUUUCUUCCUCCUUAAAUGUUUUGUUUGAUAAGUUUUCUUACCCCGUAGUUCAUAGGAAUGAGUGGCUAGUUAACUAUUGUAAAAUGAGGCAAAAAUUGUAUUCAGUCUUAACAACAGGAAUCCAACAUUUGUGAAUGAACAGAAACACUAAAAUGCAUGCACGCGCAUGGCGCACACACACACACACUCUCUCUCUCUCUCUCUCUCUCUCUCUCUUACUAGAGGAGGAUUUUGCCAGCAGUUUUCCUAAAAGACACAAGGCAGGAAAAGGGAGCUCUGAGUGGGCCGGCCGGUCCACGCCCGUCUGGCGGUGCCGCGCCGCUCUCUGGGUAGGUGUUCGGGUGGAGACACUACCGUCCCUCCGUAAGAGCUUGCUGAAAACUUUUUAAAUUUACACACAAUUCAGAAACCAUAAAAUUCACCAUUUUAAAGUGUACAGUUUAGUGGUUUUUUUUUUUAAUAGUAUAUUCACAAGGUUGUUCACUACCACCACGAUCUCAUCCCACAACAUUCUCAUCCAUCGCCCCAGAAGGAGCCACAUGCAUGUCAGCAGUCAGCCCCCAGCCUCCGACCCGGCACUGCAACCCCUCAUCCACCUCCUUUUCUGAAUGAGUUUGCUGGUGCUGCCAUUGUACGUGAACGGGAGAGCUCACCUCUAAAUGGGAUUUCUUUGCAGUGCGAGUGAAGAAAUCUAUGGCAAAGUGCAUUAAGCCAAGAGGACAAACAAUACCUUGUUUUCCCUUUUUUUUCCAGUCCACUAGAAACUUAGAGAUUUUCUGGCUGGCCUACACAUCUGAGAAACCCCAGAGGGUGAUUUUCGACUUGCGGGUGAAGUGCAGGAGGCAGGCAGCCUGGGUGAGGCAGAGCCCUGGGGGGCCCGCUCAUGUGGGGCACCGCACUCUUGUUGCACCUGCUGAGUUCGGUUUUCUUCCCCGAGGUGGAGAGAAGCCCAGUUGGCGUAGUCAGCUCUCUGGGAACAAUUUGUGAACGCCAUUUCAGAAAGAAUUGAGUGCUUUUAUUAUUUUAUUAUCUAAGCCCAUUAUUGUUUACCCACAUGUGUUAGUUCUGAUCACCAUACAACAAAGUAACCUAAAACUUAGCUGCUGGAAGCAGCACACACUUGUCAUCUCAGACUUCCUGCGGGUCAGGAGUCUGGGUGUGCCCGAGCUAGGUCUGUCGCAAGGCUGUGGUCAGCGUUGGCUGGGGUCCCCCUGGGUGGCCCCGCUUGUCGGCCCACCCACGCGGUUGGCAGCAGGCAGUUCCUCACGUGCCCUUAGACCAAGAGUCUUCGUUCCUCAGGGCUGCGGGCUGCAGGCCACCCUCUGUUCCUCCCCACCUGGAGCCGUUUGUCCUCAGGGCAGCUCCGCACAUGGCAACUGUCUUCAAAGAAAGCAAGCAAGGGAAGACAGAGUGCUAGCCAGACAUAAGUCACCAUCUCAAAAGUGACACCCCAAACUCAUGGGACAGGACUGCACAAGGAGGUGAGUGCCAGGAGCCGGGGACCCUCGGGACCAUCUUACAAGGCUGGUUCCCAUUUGGGCCAGAGCUGGGGCCUCUGCGCCCACGUUGCUCAUGCUCCCCGGCUCUCAGGAAGGGGCUGGCGGCCUGUCACUGACCCUGAACGCUCUGGCCCAGGAAGCCCCUUAGGCGACUGGUAACAUGAAGCUCCUCUUUGAAAUUUCUAUUGUUCUUUGAGUUAAAAGUGAAAAGUGGCAGUGAAAUAAAGAGUAAUUUUUAUGCUGA
Artibeus jamaicensis (Jamaican fruit-eating bat) is the source of this 4038-nucleotide messenger RNA. It is a transcript of the gene MFSD11, whose product is annotated as major facilitator superfamily domain containing 11. The record is from RefSeq and is a predicted model, not a curated record. NCBI's taxonomy places the organism in Eukaryota, Metazoa, Chordata, Mammalia, Chiroptera, Phyllostomidae. The transcript is spliced from 13 exons. The coding region runs from base 400 to 1758 and encodes 452 amino acids.